UCCUAUUUCUUCAAAAGAGUCGUAAGAUUUACGGUGUUAUUUCAUCCAUCCUGGCGACCGUGUGGAGUGUGGACUCUCUUUUUUAGUACUUGCGUCAAUGUCUCUGCGAGAACUUUGUGAAUGGGACAAUGAAAAGUAAAUGAUUCAUUCAUUCCACCUCGGUUGGCCGACGUUCAGUGGCUAGUUUUCUUGGCCAGUCUGGUUCCAACCAUCUUCCAGUCAACAACAUCGACCACUAUUAGUUUGUGUGCCAAAUAACCUCCUCGGCAAUCAACAUCCCAGUUUACCAUGGAGUCCAAACUCAAAAGUGUUCUAGUCAUCUGGUUCCUUUAUUCGACGAUUGCUAUCCAAGUGAUUGGUUUCAACACUCCCGAAAAAUUCACAAGCGAAACUCGGAAAAUGCUUCAACUGUGGAAACGGAAAAUCGACAUGAACGUUGGUUUUCAGUUACGGAAAUUGGGCAUAGUUCACGGACGAUCAGCCUUUAAUAAUGCCACCAAAUGUUACGGUCCGUUGGGAUGCGUGGAGAUCAAUGAAGAUUGGUAUGGAAUCACGAGACCCGUGAAUGAUUUGCCCCAAGAGAGGGAGAUUGUGAAUACGCAGUUCCAUCUUUAUACCAAGAACGCCCCGGGGGAGAGUUUUCCAUUAAAUAUAAGCGAUCAUUCCUCAAUCUCAGAGGCUGGUUUUGAUCCCUCGAAACCCACCAAAGUCAUCAUUCAUGGGUUCAUUGACACAGGUCACGUCCCUUGGGUCAAGGAACUCGUUUUGGCGCUUUUAAAGAUGGGCGAUUUCAACGUGAUUGCCGUGGAUUGGGGUGGUGGCUCCGCUGUUAUGUACAGUCAAGCGGCCGCCAACACUCGCUUGGUUGGAUUAGAGGUGGCGUUUGUAAUCGAGUACCUCAUUGCCAACCAUGGAGCACAUGUAGAGGACUUUCAUUUGAUUGGUCAUUCUUUGGGAUCGCACAUUUCUGGAUACGCUGGAGAACGACUGAAGCAUCGCGGACAAGGCUUACUCGGUCGCAUUUCUGGGCUUGAUCCAGCAGAACCCUUGUUCCAAUCUAUGCCAGAGUUUGUGAGGUUGGAUCCAGAUGACGCGGAAUUCGUCGAUGUCAUUCACACUGAUGCCAAAAGCAUCCUCAUGUUUGGAUAUGGGAUGGAACAGCCUGUUGGGCAUGUGGAUUUCUAUCCCAAUGGAGGCACUGAUCAACCGGGUUGUUCCCUUUUGGAUUUGCCAGUCAGUAUGAACAGCAUGGUGGAUCCAGAUCGAACGGCUGAUUCCGUUAGUCGACAUUUAGUGGCGUGCAGUCACACCCGAGCCAUCAAUUUGUACAUCGAGUCAUUGAAUCAAGACCAAAGCUGUUUCAUGGUAGGGCAUGAGUGUCCAUCUUAUGAAGAGUUUCAGAUGGGGCUAUGCUUUUCUUGUGGAUCUCAAACCCAGCAUUGCGCACCAAUGGGCUAUCGGGCCAUUGAAUACAAACAUAUUGUCCAGGCGUAUGAGCGGCGGAACGUCAAAUUUUAUUUGGAAACCAACAAGGGGCCGGAAUCGUUUUGCCAGUACCAUUAUUUGCUCGAAUUGAACCUAGCCCAACCCAGUAUUGCGGAACGCUGGGUUCAAGGCUUUUUGAAGGUCAAUUUAUACGGGUCCAAAAGUGAAAUCCUCGACAACAGCUUGACUCCAGAAGAAAGUCUGCGCUUUGUCCACGGUCACGAAAAGAAUUUUUUGAUGUCCUUUCCCCAAGAUUUGGGCGAUGUUCGGAUAGUAAAUCUCCAUUGGGAAUAUGACCAUGAGCUGGAUCCACUCAAUCUUACCAAAGUCUGUGUCCUGCUCUGCUCGGAUCAUAUCUAUGUUCGAAAUAUUACCGUGGCCAAAGUCCAUACUUCACAAGUCAAUCUUGUGGAGGGAAUAAAACUACCCCUGAGAGAUGAUAGAACAAUCAUUUGUGGAGACUCGAAAGAGAAAUUUGCUGAUAUUCAGUCAGGUGAAUGGAAACUUUUUUACAAACCAUGCAUCACUGGACCAGCCGGUCCGACACCACUAACAUCUUUUUGAGAUGUUUAUAGUAACUCAUAAUAAUGUGUGUACAGUGCUGUGAUAAAAUUGAAUGAUCUGGAAUCAAAA
This is a messenger RNA of Tigriopus californicus, 2118 nucleotides long. RefSeq names its product pancreatic triacylglycerol lipase-like. Gene Ontology annotation, molecular function: protein binding; triacylglycerol lipase activity. The transcript has 10 exons. Gene Ontology annotation, biological process: lipid metabolic process. The record is from RefSeq and is a predicted model, not a curated record. The coding region runs from base 289 to 2049 and encodes 586 amino acids. Lineage: Eukaryota; Metazoa; Arthropoda; Copepoda; Harpacticoida; Harpacticidae.